Myxozyma melibiosi is the source of this 816-nucleotide messenger RNA. RefSeq lists its product as uncharacterized. The coding region runs from base 1 to 816 and encodes 271 amino acids. The record is from RefSeq and is a predicted model, not a curated record. Lineage: Eukaryota; Fungi; Ascomycota; Lipomycetes; Lipomycetales; Lipomycetaceae. The transcript has a single exon.
AUGUCUACAUUUGUCAAAGACUUCGAUGCACUUUUGAAUGACUUCAUUGAUUGCCUUGGCUAUCUUUAUUUUCUGAGAUACAGGCACCCCUCUGAUUAUGAAGUGCUGUUCAGUGCUUGGCGUCGUGUAGAUGAAAUCUUCAACAUAGUUAGGGAACAGGAAUCCUCAAUACGGGUCCCAGAUCUGGAUUCUAAAGCUGCCAUGAAAUUAGCUCGCACUAUUCUUUCUCUCUCUCCUAAGGCCCUGAAACCUGAUGAUCCCAAAGCAUGCCCCGUUGCGGUCGCCAUCUACGUCGACGGAAAUCUUCUGUUGUACAUCGCCCAGGACGGCUGCGACACCUUUCUGAGGGACGAGACCUAUCCAGAGGAUAUCAGUCAACUUGAGUUAAUCCAAGAAAUGGCAGGCGCAGUUAAAAAAGCGCGUCACUCUUCAUUACUGAUGAAUAUUUUGGACAUGGACCGUGGACUUCCGUGGCGAAGGAGCGACUUUCCUGACGUUGAACCAUAUGAACCGACCUUUGAAUCGACCAGAGAGGCUUUCAUAGCUGAGUACAACGGCGAAGAAUACCGCGGCAGAGGCUUCCCACUUUUCCUCGAAGGCUCUGAUCACCCGUGCGGUGCGAUCUGCGUCAGCGGUCUCGAAGAUUCCCAAAACCAUGAUCUAGUAGUAAGGGGUAUCAAGAAGUACCUCCGGAAAAUCGAUAGAAAAGGCUCUUCAAAAAGAAAAAGAGGCCACUCAGGAAACAGAGGGGGUCCUUCGGGAGACAGGAAAGAUUCUGAGUCUGAGAGCGAAAUGGUCAAGAAGGAGACCGUAUGA